Paramacrobiotus metropolitanus is the source of this 2453-nucleotide messenger RNA. RefSeq names its product cilia- and flagella-associated protein 206-like. Gene Ontology annotation, biological process: regulation of cilium beat frequency. The record is from RefSeq and is a predicted model, not a curated record. The transcript has 16 exons. Lineage: Eukaryota; Metazoa; Tardigrada; Eutardigrada; Parachela; Macrobiotidae. The coding region runs from base 102 to 2261 and encodes 719 amino acids. Gene Ontology annotation, cellular component: axoneme; ciliary basal body.
CAAAGUGACGCAAAGACGAAUUCGUUAGCUUUGAACAUUUUGCUUUGCCGGACAUGAACUAACUUGAAGACCCUUAAGGUCAAGCAAGGGCGCCUUCCAAAAUGACAACCCUUCGUCCUGGUGAGCUAUCACGCACGCUACGUAGUCCUCAAAUACGUUAUCGUUUGCAACCUACACGUCUGACAUCAAAUAGUUUCGAGAUGUGGAGUACAUCUUUUAAAGUUUCGCCAGAUGGCCUGCAACGCUGGAGGAUCAAGGAAACAGUUGCCAAUCGUUGUAAAUACAACAACAGCCGACUUCCUCCCUUGUUGGGCGAGUACUUGCUACAAACAGUGCCUCCUUUUGAACUGGAUGAAAAUUUUUCCGAUUCACUCGUAGAAAAGGUUAUACAGGAUUGCCAGAAUAAAAUCGACAACCAUCCAUUCGAAGUUUCCGCUGCGCUCCUAUAUUUUUCCGUGCACAACGAUGUAGCUGACAAAGAGUCAUUCUUAAAAAGUCUCAAACAGAAAAAGGAUGCUGCUAAUCGUACUGCGCUGCACGACAUUUUGACAACAUUGGUCACGUCUUCAUGGGAUUUGGACAGACUACAAAAGAAAGUGGUGAAUUAUGUUAUCCAGAAGUCCAGCCUGGGCAGCCCUAAUGACACUGCAACCGUGCAAGACUGCGCAGCCGCGCUCUCCAGUGUAUGGCCAAAUGGAAGUCUCGAGAAAUUUCUUUAUUUAACUCCGGCGCAAAAGAAACUAGAAGUCGAAGAUUAUCUUCUUUUGUCGACCGGUGUCAGGCUUUUCAAUAAAGCAAAACGGCGAAGUAAUGCUGAAAUUACAGAUGUGCCGGAGAUUCUCAAGGAACAGAUCAGCUCCAUUGCCGAACGGCUUCUAUCCUUGAUGCAGGAAGCAAACGAGGAUAAAAGGCUUAUUCGUGGCUAUCUUCUACAAUUAAUGCACGGCAAAAAUCCCCUGCAAGCCGAGGAAUUCAACGUUUUUAAAGAAAUUCUGAUAUUUUUGGAAGUUUAUCACGACAGCCUCACGCUUAUAAAUAAUCAAGUCAAGGAAAGCAUUAGUGUGCUGGAAAAAUCACAGCAGACUUUUAAUCGUAACGUUGAUAUGCUGGAAUCCAACUGCCGCAACGAAAGAUUAGUGGCUGCAAAUGUCGUUUUAACGGACAGCAUUCGUGAGAAUCCCAUCAACCUUCAAAAACCACUGUUUAUUUCUAUGGCACAAGAAUGGUCAUCCCUGCAGAGCGAGCUGGCGUGGUGCGAAUUUUUGGAUAAAACAGUUAUGAACAUCCAGGCGAAGCUUCAGAUGUGGAGCGAUCUGAAAGCUUCAAGGAAUUUAAAUUCUGUAUUAAAUGUUCAUGUAACACCGGAAGAAUCUCACAAAUCGAUUGCCGCAGAUCAGUUUAAUACUGCAGAAGUAAGGCUAUUACUGAAGGACACCACUCCUGGUUUCGAAGCCAUUAACGUGUCGCUCAAGGGAAAAUGCUUGACCACGCUGAUCGAUUACAACGGCCUUCUUUUUGAUGGGGACAAAAACCUGGGCCUAUUGCAUUAUUCAGGAGAGAUAUUUUGCUUCAAGAGUCCCAGUGAUGCACUUGCUUUUGCGAAUGAUCCAGCGAAGUACACCUCAGGCAUGGAAGAAGUUUUUCGGAAUAUCCCCAUACUGUCCAAACUGCUGCGGCAUAAUGCUGACUUUGUAUGUCAUAGCCAGGAAAGCGUGUUUAGGACAGAACAAGGAAUCAAUGUGGAUAAUUCGAUGCAGACUGUCUUACAUCCGAUUCCAUCUAAUAUUGAUAAAUCCUAUGAAUGGAAUAUAUGGAGCAUAAGAAAAAAGGCCUACGAUGUUUUUCGGAUCACGCAGUGCUCUACGCACUCCUCUCAAACCAAUUUUAGCGCCUUUAAGAACGAAUGCUCUAUGCAGACCGUGAUGUCGCCAAGAAAUCGUGAGAUUCAAACAAAGGUCACCACUGCCACAGCUGCAACUCGCAAUAUUCAGUUCUUCUCGGGACUUCGUGGAGGCCCAAAUGCGUUCAAUAAAACGCACUUUCACCAGUUAGAUUUAACACUCAGCAGACCACCGAUACAGCUUGGAGACAAGCAGCGAUCUCAAGCCGUGUGCGAAGUGCCUAGCAUCGCGACCCAAGUGUGCGAAAUCCCGGAACCGAUUUCGUCUGCUUCUUUGGGCAGCGAUCGUUCUUCCUGGACGACAGUAGCUACUUCUACUACGGAGUCUGGCUACUCUGAUGAGGGUGGUCUUGGUUUAUAAAGCGUUUUUGACGAAUCAGUGUCCGACAUGGUUACUGGCUUAUGGGUGAAAUAAUGGGAAUCAGUUGUACUUACACGCGCUACGCAUUGUUCACCUAAUAUUUUUCGCCACUUUGAGUAUUUUAUAAAAAUUAGUGACAUGAUAUUCGUGAUCUUCCGAGAUUGCGGGCAUCUUAAUACAAAGACAUAAUUU